This is a messenger RNA of Salarias fasciatus (jewelled blenny), 4575 nucleotides long. Its product is annotated as solute carrier family 12 member 7-like. Gene Ontology annotation, cellular component: plasma membrane. Gene Ontology annotation, biological process: chloride ion homeostasis; chloride transmembrane transport; potassium ion import across plasma membrane. The record is from RefSeq and is a predicted model, not a curated record. The transcript has 28 exons. Gene Ontology annotation, molecular function: potassium:chloride symporter activity. NCBI's taxonomy places the organism in Eukaryota, Metazoa, Chordata, Actinopteri, Blenniiformes, Blenniidae. Bases 309 to 3674 code for a protein of 1121 amino acids.
UUCACCUGGGAGAAACCAGGAAGACGGUGGCAGAGGAAGGAGGAAGCAAAGCUGGAGCCCAGAGAUCAGAGCAGGACUGACUUUUUUUAAACUCUGACCCAGUGUUUCUUGUCUGUGGACUCUUAUGGACAACUUCAGGACUUUUUGUGGAUACUUUGUUUCCCUCCACCUUUUAGGAGUGAGAAGGUCUGAGGAGUGAGGCUGUCAGAGGAAAGGGAGGAGCGACAGGAUCCUCCAUGUAAGGACUGCAGCUCCCUUCAUAUGUUUUGUUUUUCAGCUGAUUGGAAAAACAAACAAACAAAAGGAAGAUGCCCACCAACUUCACUGUGGUGCCAGUGGAGGAUGUAGGCGACGAAGAAGCUGAGGCUGAAGGAAGCAAACCUGUGAGUCUUGAAAAGAUCUUCAGGGAGGAAAAUGAUGCAGACACUUCUCAAGGACCUGACUCAGGAGAUGAAACUCACAGGGAGUCGAGUCCAUUCAUCAUCUCAGACGGAAACACAGAGACCUAUUAUGAUGGGAAAAACAUGGCUCUGUUCGAGGAGGAAAUGGACAGCACCCCCAUGGUGUCAUCGUUCCUCAACAAGCUGUCAAACUACACCAACCUGUUCCCGGGGGCGUGUGAGCACGAAGAGGGAGAGGAUGACUACAGGAGGUUCACAUCCACGGUACCUCAGAUGGGCACAUUCAUCGGGGUUUACCUGCCCUGCAUGCAGAAUAUUCUGGGCGUGAUUCUCUUUCUGCGUCUCACCUGGAUCGUUGGUACAGCCGGGAUCUUAGGAUCUUUCGCCAUCGUCUUCAUGUGCUGCAUCUGUACUUUGCUCACAGCCAUUUCGAUGAGUGCGAUCGCAACCAACGGCGUUGUCCCAGCCGGAGGCUCGUACUACAUGAUCUCCAGAUCUUUGGGUCCAGAGUUCGGAGGAGCGGUGGGUCUCUGUUUCUACCUGGGAACCACCUUCGCCGGGUCGCUGUACAUCCUGGGAACCAUAGAGAUCCUGCUGAUCUACAUCGUCCCGACAGCCACGGUGUUUAAGGGCAGCGACGGGGACGCAUGGUCCAACAACAUGCGCGUGUAUGGGACGUGCUGCCUCCUCCUGAUGGCCCUGGUUGUGUUUGUAGGGGUUAAGUAUGUGAACAAGCUGGCUCUUGUGUUUUUGUCUUGCGUGAUUCUUUCCAUCAUGGCCACUUAUGCAGGAGUCAUCAAGACCCUCAUUGAGCCGCCAGAGUUUAGCGUUUGCCUGUUGGGGAAUCGCUCCCUGAAGAAUGAGAACUUUGAAAUAUGCGCAAAAACGGAGGACGUCCAAAACGUGACAGUCACCACUCAGCUCUGGAGCCACUUCUGCGACAGCCAGUAUCCCAACGCAACAUGUGACGAGUACUUCAACUUGAACAACUUAACGGAAAUACGAGCCAUACCUGGACUCCUCAGUGGCGUUAUCAAAGACAACUUGUGGGGUGAUUACGGUCCAGCAGGCAUGGUGAUAGAGAAGAAGAGCCAGCCUUCAGUCUCACCCGAGGAGCCGGCUCAAGAAACCGAUGACAUUUAUGUCCUCAAUGACAUUGCCACCUACUUUACGCUGCUGGUGGGGAUCUACUUCCCCUCUGUCACAGGAAUAAUGGCUGGAUCCAACAGAUCUGGGGAUCUCAGGGACGCACAGAGGUCCAUCCCAGUCGGAACCAUCCUGGCAAUCCUCACCACCUCUUUCAUCUACAUCUCCUGUGUCGUCUUGUUUGGAGCCUGUAUUGAAGGAGUGGUGCUGAGAGACAAAUUUGGCUUCUCGGUAAAGAAGAAUCCAGUCCUCGGUAUUCUGGCCUGGCCGUCUCCGUGGGUGAUCGUGAUCGGCUCGUUUUUCUCCUGCUGUGGGGCCGGACUCCAGAGCCUCACCGGCGCCCCCCGGCUGCUGCAGGCCAUCGCUCGGGACGGCAUCGUCCCCUUCUUACAGGUCUUUGGUCACGGGAAGGCGAACGGUGAACCCACCUGGGCUCUUCUGCUGACAGUGGGGAUCUGCGAGAUCGGAAUCCUGAUUGCGUCUCUGGACGAUGUGGCCCCCAUCCUCUCCAUGUUUUUCCUCAUGUGCUACCUGUUCGUCAACCUGGCCUGUGCUGUCCAGACUCUGCUGCGCGCUCCAAACUGGAGGCCUCGCUUCAAGUUUUAUCACUGGACGCUGUCCUUCUUGGGGAUGAGUCUGUGUCUCUCCCUCAUGUUCAUCUGCUCCUGGUACUACGCCCUGGUCGCCAUUGUGAUUGCUGGUUGUAUCUAUAAGUACAUUGAAUAUAGAGGGGCAGUGAAGGAAUGGGGAGAUGGGAUCAGAGGUCUGUCCCUGAAUGCAGCGCGUUAUGCUCUCAUCCAUCUGGAGGAAACUCCGCUGCACACCAAAAACUGGAGGCCUCAGCUGUUGGUGUUGUGUAAACUGGACCCGGAGCUCAACGUGAAACACCCCCGUCUCUUGUCCUUCACCUCGCAGCUCAAAGCGGGGAAGGGGCUGACCAUCGUCUGCUCGGUCCUGGAAGGGACCUUCAUGACCCGCGAGGAGGACGCCAAAACCGCAGAGCAGAAUCUGAAAGCCGCCAUGGUAGCAGAGCGGACCAAAGGUUUUUCCCACGUUGUGGUGUCGUCUAAUUUACGAGACGGCUUCUCCAUAUUAAUCCAGUCAGCGGGACUGGGAGGAAUGAAACACAACACUGUCCUGAUGGCUUGGCCAGCCGGCUGGAAACAGGCCCGGGACUCCACCGCGAGGAGGAACUUUAUAGAGACGGUGAGAGAGACGACGGCUGCUCAUCAGGCUCUUCUGGUCGCCAAGAACAUCGAUCAUUUCCCCGGUAACCAGGAGCGGCUGAAGGACGGGACUAUUGACGUGUGGUGGAUCGUGCACGACGGCGGCCUCCUCAUGUUGUUGCCUUUUUUAAUCAGCCUGCACAAGGUGUGGAAGAAGUGCACGAUGCGAAUCUUCACAGUGGCCCAGAUGGACGACAACUCCAUCCAGAUGAAGAAAGACUUGCAGAUGUUUAUCUACAAUCUGCGACUGGAUGCAGUGGUGGAGGUGGUGGAGAUGCACGACAGCGACAUCUCAGCCUUCACCUAUGAGAAAACUCUGAUGAUGGAGCAGAGAACGGAAAUGCUGAAGCAGAUGCAGCUGUCACGCACUGAGAGGGAGAGAGAGAUUCAGAGCAUCACAGAUGUGUCACGUGGCUCCAUUAAGAGGAAGAAGUGUUCAGGCGUCGACGCCCCGCCCCUCAACACUCAGUCCAUUCCCGAGGACGAGGCCCAGCUGAUCCACGACCGGAACACGGCGUCUCACGCUUUGGUGAGCGACAAAGCGACUGGAGCGCCACCAGACCGGGUCCACAUGACCUGGACCAAAGAAAAACUGUUCCAGGAGAAGAACAAACAGAGAGAAAGCAUCGGAAACGUCAAGGACAUGUUUAAUAUGAAACCAGAAUAUGAAACCCUCAACCAGUCCAACGUACGGCGGAUGCACACAGCAGUGAAGCUGAACGAGGUGCUGGUCAAGAAGUCCCACAAUGCACAGCUGGUUUUGCUCAACAUGCCAGGCCCACCAAAGAACAAGAAAGGCGAUGAGAACUAUAUGGAGUUCCUGGAGGUUUUAAUGGAAGGUCUUGACCGUGUCCUGUUGGUUCGUGGCGGAGGUCGGGAGGUCAUCACUAUCUACUCCUAACACCAACAGGGUUCAGGUUAUUUGGUAGGGGCGCCCGGUGGAUGUACGGUUCGACCGCGGGAACCAGGAGGGCGAGGCUGGGGGGAAGUCUUCGUCUGGUGCGAGAGCCUUGUUCCACAAUGUGGCGAGGAAAGACACUGGAGCGCCACUUGACGUUUUGGACAACCGCGGUUUCUAUGAAGAAGAGAGGCUUGUUCCUACGGGGUGGCCGGAGCACAAUGCACUGCGUGGCGAGUGCAGAGCGCUCACACCCCGCCCCGCUGCGGUUCCUCCGCUCUGCCGCAUGUCGACAUGGCCGCGCUGCAGAAAUGCUUCUUCGUCACUGUUUUUGGACACCUGCUGGAGGAGAGUCCUCACUAAUGGCUCGUUUCUGCCGAGAUGAUCACCAGUUUCACUGGAAAAUGAAAAUCUAUUUUUUAUGCCAGUGUUGGUAAUGUAAAUUUCAUCAAAACUGAUCAAAAUUCUGACUUUAAAAUGAGUGUGGAAGAUGUAUGUGCUUUUAAAUUUAGACAUUUUUCUGAGUAACAGUGAGUUAAAACUAACGUAUUGAUUACUAUCAACCAAUUCCCUAUAAUCAGUAGCUUAGCUGCUUGUCUAAUUUGCGUAUAACUGAAAAUAUUGAAGUGCCAAAUGUGAUCUGGACAGGAUAGAGUGAAAAUGCACCAAAUUAUCGGUGACUGUUGUAGUUUUUCAGUGUCGUUUUGAAUUAUAACUGUGUUUGACUGAGUCGUUGUCCGGAGUUCAGAUCAUUCCUCCAUGUAGCGUUUGUUUUAGUAUAUCAGGGUGAAGUAUAUUUCCAGAAGUCAUUGUUGUAGAUUGUGCAGCACCUGUAGAUUUAUCUAUAAUAUGUACUGUUUUAUUUUCUGUAAGAAGAUUGCAAAUUAAAAUGUUUCGUACUUUG